Molecule: messenger RNA, 372 nt
Organism: Colletotrichum spaethianum
Lineage: Eukaryota; Fungi; Ascomycota; Sordariomycetes; Glomerellales; Glomerellaceae
Product: putative 4-hydroxy-2-oxoglutarate aldolase, mitochondrial
Exons: 1
Coding region: 1-372 (123 amino acids)
Molecular function (GO): 4-hydroxy-tetrahydrodipicolinate synthase activity
Source: RefSeq, a predicted model, not a curated record
AUGUCUGCCCAAUCAACGCGCAAAGCCAUUCUCAACGCCAAAGACGCAGCGGCUGCUGGCGCAAACUUUGCACUUUUGCUGCCGCCUAGCUAUUGGCCCAAGGCACUUUCCAAUGACGCAAUAUUGGGCUACUUCCGGGACGUCGCCGACCAUUCGCCCAUCCCAAUCGUCAUCUACAACUUCCCUGGAGUGACCUCUGGCGUGGAUCUGGAUUCAGACCAACUGAGCGCUCUGGCGUCACACCACAACAUCGUAGCUGUAAAGCUGACAUGUGGCAAUGUCGGCAAGGUGAUCCGAUUGACGAGCAAGUUCACACAUGAGCAGUUUGGUGUCUUUGGCGGUAGCAGUGACUACCUCCUCCCAACACUAUAA